Messenger RNA from Tachysurus vachellii, 1425 nucleotides. RefSeq names its product DNA damage-inducible transcript 4-like protein. The transcript has 3 exons. Bases 167 to 754 code for a protein of 195 amino acids. Gene Ontology annotation, biological process: negative regulation of signal transduction. NCBI's taxonomy places the organism in Eukaryota, Metazoa, Chordata, Actinopteri, Siluriformes, Bagridae. Gene Ontology annotation, cellular component: cytoplasm. The record is from RefSeq and is a predicted model, not a curated record.
CGUUUGUUGGCAUUUCGUUUGGUGUGAAUGUUUGAGUGUGUGGAGUUUUGGAGCGUUUAAAUGCAUGAGUGAAAUAUUUAUAUCAAGACUUUCAUGACUAAUAUAUUUUAACCUAUUUUAUAAAGCACGUUAUAAGGCCAAGCAAUUAAUCCAAGGUGUUUUCACAAUGGUUGCAACAAGCACACAGAAGAACAAAAGCUCUGAAUUCGUCUCGGGUUUUGUUGAUCGAGGAUGUGACCAGUCAUGCAUCGACAACGAACUGGACUUCUGGGAGCGCUGCCUGGCUGAGCCAUACCUCAGUGCUGAGGCUUGUGAAGAGUGGGCGUGCCAACAGCUGGUGCGGAUGCUUGAGGGCUGCUUGGCACGGGCGAAGACCAGCACUCUUCAUUGCACAAAAGUGUUGGUGCCAGUAACUCUGACCCGGCGGGUGGCAAGGGACGUUUUGCGGCUGGCAGCAGGUGAACCCUGUGGGUUACGUGGCUGCUUGCUGGACGUGCGCCUUGAGCUUGAGGAGCAGCAUAAACAGCGGCGCUGUGCAAAACUUGAAAGGUUGGUUUGUGAUGCCAGCAUGGUGCCAACUUUUGAGCUGACUCUGGUCUUCAAACAAGAUGGCAGCAGCUGGAUGAACUUCCGGGACUUCCUGCGUAUUGGCACCUGUUUCUCACGUCGCACUCUCAAGCUCGGCCCAGGCUUCCGGCUCGUUAAGAAAAAGCUCUACUCGUCAGCGGCUGGUACCGUGGUCGAGGAGUGCUGAGCCACUGGGUUGAUGUUUAACGGUACAGUGCACUUCAACACUUAAAUAUAUGAAUGUACAGGGCUGCCUUUUUAACAGCUCUUUUUUUCCUGCACUUUUUAUACUGUGAUCUAGUUUAGUAGUUUCACUGUAUGUUUUGUUUUGGGGGAAGUAGAGAAACACAGUGAGCCAUUUGAUGUGUUGGAGUUGAAUGUCUUUUGGUAUAGAAUGUCGUACCCAUAAAUGUGCUUGCUGUUUGUGUUCAGUCGUUUCCUAGUGCACAAAUCAUUGUGCCAUAGUUCUUUAUGAUUUUCACUGGUGUGCAACCAAAAACCUUACUAUAUAUUAAGGGACUAGCACAGUUUCAAAUUUCAUAAGUGUGUGGGAGAGGGGCAUGAUAGGAAAAUACUUUCUGCGGAGUACCUGCUUGUAAAAACAUACCGCUGAAGGCAUUAAAGCUCAAUGUUAAUGUAAAAAUGGUUUCAUUGUUCUACAAUUGUUUAAAAGAAUUUUUUGGCUUUCUAGAAAGUUUGCCAAAGUCAAAGAGCCUGUUUAGUGCUUGACUGUAUGCUUUUCCCCCAGUUCUGUCUCACAUUUGCUGUGCUGUUCUAAAACCUUGACAUAUUUUAAUAGGUUCCUGUAACGGGAAGUGGAAGAUCUUGUCUAUUUGACAAUAAACUAUUUUGAAUACA